Molecule: messenger RNA, 2364 nt
Organism: Candida dubliniensis CD36
Lineage: Eukaryota; Fungi; Ascomycota; Pichiomycetes; Serinales; Debaryomycetaceae
Exons: 1
Coding region: 1-2364 (787 amino acids)
Source: RefSeq, a predicted model, not a curated record
AUGCUUAAUCUAUUUGGUAAAAAGUCUCAUCAGGAAGUUCCUCCAAUCAAAUCUCAACACAAAUCAAAGCCAAAAACCCCAAAGAAUUCACCUAAAGUUCAUCAUUCCCCUAAAUUUAUCCUGACACUGGAUUCCACCAAGGGAAUAGUCUAUAAUUCAACCAGAAUAUCACGACCUAAUGGUGUUGGGAGUACUAGUACUUUGGGAAGUUUGUCACCUACAGCUGAGUUUGUUACGUCACAAGUAUCAAAGUCUUAUGUAGAUCAAAAUAAAAAAAGACAAUCAUCACCCACCAACCAUAGACAUGAUGCAAAUAUUCCAGCAAAAGUAACAACAGGUGGCUCUUUGGAGCAUCCUAAUGGGAAAUCAAAACCUAGUAUACAACAUAAAAAGAAAAAGAAAGCUGGAGAAAGAGUGGUUACAAGGACUCGUCCAAUGAGAAAGAAUUAUCGUGAUAGAAGAAAUAGUGUAUCAUCUAGAGAGUCAUUAAUAUCAAGAGAACAGCGGAAUAAACAAAAUAGACACAAAGCAAAACCGCAUCAGGAAGUACCUAGAAAUACAAGUGUACAAGUAGUUCCAUCUGUUCCAGUUCCUAAUAACCUACCAUAUCCAAUACACGAUAUCAUGGAUACUAGCUUUGGAUCACAUUAUGAAGACACUAUUGAAGAUCAUGAAGAAGAAGAAGAAGGGGAUGAAAUGCCUUCUGGGUUUGAAGAAGUAAACAGGCGAUCAGUUUCACCUCAAAACAAGCAACAGAUCAAUGUUCUCAAUGCCACACGUAACGAAGUUCUGGAAUCAAAUCCUAGUGCAUUAGAUGGAAGUAACAAUAAUUCUAGAGAUUGCAGAAAUUUUACAGAACGCAAUAAUAGAAAUUUAGCCGUCCAGCAAGUGGGGGCAGUAGACAGCAAUCACAACCAGUCAUCGUUAGAAUCACAGAGAGUUGAAGCUGUAGCAUGUAUAUUGGAGAGAACAGGGAGUCUGGCUAGAGAUAGCAGACGUGCAAGAAGAGCUAGAGAAUUGAGACGACUGGCUAGUAUUCGUGAAAUCGAGCACUUGCAGCCAUCAUCGUCAUCAAUUAAUGGAUCUAGAAACCUGUCAAAUAAGAAUACUGGUCGCACCACCAAUGGAAGAAAUAAUAAAAGCAUCACUAUUGCUACCACUGACGUCAAUUCCCCGCAAAUGCAUUCUCAUGCAAGUCAAAGCAACUACAAUAUUCCCACUCCGGACUUUAAUGUCGCCGAACUGAUAAUACCAAAUCAAGUUGGAAGGCAGUCACAGUCACGUCAACCAACAGAUGUAUCCAUACAGGAGGAAACAACAACCUUAGCAACUCCAAUAUCGCAACAGCAAUCACAAUCACAAUCUAGAUUACAACAAACAAGAAAUGCUAUAAUAGAUAGAUUAAACAGUAGAAUAGAUGCCUCAAUGUUUCCAAUUGAUUUGAUAGACCCACCACCUUUGGAUGAGUAUUCCACUGAUGAUAGUAAUCAUCACCAUCACCACCAACACUACAACAACGGUCAUGACAUGAAUAAUGAACAGUGGGGUCAUUCUCCACCUUAUCGAGAGAAUUUACAUAAGAGAGUUGAUUUGAUAUCUUUUGACCCUCGAUAUUCGAUACCAGUGUUAAGAAUAAAUAAACGAUUAGUCAAGAAUUCAACAAAUUUACAUAAAAUAAUUCGGAAAUUGAUUAAAUUACAGAUUGUUCCUGAAGAUGUUAAUUUAUGGGAUAUUAAUAAAGUUGAUGAUGGUGAAUUUUAUAAUGUUUUACCAAGUUUAUUGAUGAAUGAAAUGGAAGUAAGUGAUCAACGUCAACACCAAGAACAACAGAGACAACAACAGGAAGAUUAUGAAAAUGAAUUACAACGAGCACUUGCCAUAUCAUUAGAAGAAGAAAAUCAACGAGAAAUGUUUCGAGGGUUUCGAUACCAAAAAUCAAGUACUAAUCGAGUCAUUGAACAAAUUGUCCAAUCACCAGAUGUUGAUUUGAAUCAUGGACGAUUUGUUGAUGCCAGUGAAGUACCAUUACAUGAGGAACCACUGCAAACACAAGAAGGACUGAGUUCACAACGGGACUUACUUAGAGGGUUUAGGUAUAACCAAUCAAGAGCAAGUAGAGCCGCUAUGAAUGGAUUAAUUGAAACAUCCAUGCUUGCCAAUAAUACUGUGAAUGAGAAUGAGAAUGAACAAGAAGAAAAUGGGGAUGAGUUUAUUGAUGUUGAUGAAGCAAUCCAUAGUUGGAGAUUGCACGACCUGCAAGAGAAUCAAUCAAAUAAUCAUAGAAGAUUGUCACCGCCUCAUUUUAAAUAUUUACAACCUCAUCAAAGUCAUUCCUCUGCUUCAUCGUUUAUGACUGCUUAUUAA